Molecule: messenger RNA, 1689 nt
Organism: Tigriopus californicus
Lineage: Eukaryota; Metazoa; Arthropoda; Copepoda; Harpacticoida; Harpacticidae
Gene: Dolk
Product: dolichol kinase-like
Exons: 1
Coding region: 139-1626 (495 amino acids)
Biological process (GO): dolichyl monophosphate biosynthetic process
Cellular component (GO): endoplasmic reticulum membrane
Molecular function (GO): dolichol kinase activity
Source: RefSeq, a predicted model, not a curated record
CACCCUCGACUAAAGCGAGAUAGAUCCUUAUAAAUAACUCUACGCCUGGAUCCGACCCCCUCAGUUGUCGUUCAUCCAUCCAUCCAUCCAUCCAUCCAUCUAUCCGUCAAUCCGUCAAUCCAAUCUUAGAGAGGGAGCAUGUCUUUCCGAACUCCGGCUCAACAUGGCCUCUGGUGUCUAGCCCUGCUACCUUGCGCUCUCUUGUCUUCUUUCACGGAUGACUUCGACCCGUAUCCCGUUAAAUCUGUGACCUUGUUCCUCUCUUUGUGUUUUGUGCUGAUCUCAGUCUUAACCGCCUACCAUGUCCUCUACACCGUGGCCGAUGAACGAAAGGUCUCUGAUUUUGCCAGUCAUGUAUUCAAGGCCAUGGUGAGUGAUCUCUUUGAGAGGGCCUCAUCGCAAGAAGUCAGGUUGAGGCGCACCUCCCAAGAUCAGCUUCAUUACACGCCCACCUACCGUCAAAGGAACCACGUCUACGUGGUCACGGCUUUGCUCAACGGGAUUUUCGUGUUGUUUUUGAAAUCUUCCCACCACAAACCAUUCCACCCAUUCACCCUCGCUACGGGCUCCAUGUCACUAUGGAGCUUUGCUAUUAUCCUACCACAGAUGUUUCGAUUGUUCCCUCGGAGUUUCACCUUCGGUGAGGGCACUCUCAUCCUUCAAGGUGUCGUUCUGUUUCUCUUUGAAUCGGUCAACAGUUUAUUUCUCAUCAUUGAUAAUCCCGCUACUGAAGAGGGCAGCUUUUCCAUCAUUGGAAAAACAGGCCUUCUGGCUUGCUCCGUCGUUUGCAUUCUUCCCCUUUUGCCCGGUUUUAAGUGGUGUGGAAAGAACACUUGGUUUGCUCCCACCGGCUUCACUGUGUUAUUUGGAAUGGCUGUGCCGUACUUGUGGUUCACGCUCCAAAGGAAUCCGAUUCUCUGGACUAUGGAUCAAAUUCUGAACGUGCGUGCUCGAGUUCUGCUCAUGAUCUGCUGGGCGUUAUGUUUACUCAUUGCUGUUUUGAAGGUACAAAGCCAAAAUGAGUACGGUCAAAAGGCUUCCACGAGAACAAGGAAAUAUUUUCACGUAAUCAUGGUGAUGGUAUACACCUCGGGUGUCAUAGUGGAUCCCCUGUUUUUGUACCUCUCGUCGAUUGUGGCUCAGUGCGUCUUCAUGCUCUUGGAAAGCAUUCGCUACUACUGCAUUCAACCCUUCAGUCAGUACAUCCAAAGCAGUUUUGCCGUGUUCCUGGACGAGAAAGACAAUGGUAGCUUAAUCCUGACCCAUAUUUAUCUACUGAUCGGUUGCUCAUUGCCAUUGUGGUUGUGUCAUGGGGUCGAAGCCGUGACUCGAGUUCAGCUCCUGAGUGGCGUCUUGUGCAUUGGGAUCGGAGAUUCGGCAGCUAGUUACUUCGGUUCCAAAUUCGGCCGCUUCAAGUUCCCGGAUUCGUCCAAGUCCGUAGAGGGCACCGUGGCCUCGAUUGUUACCCAAUUAAUGUUUUUACAUGGACUCGAUUACUUUGGAUUUAUCAUUGUCACGGACUGGCUCCCACUCUAUUUGCCUGUGAUCAUUGUCUCCGUGGUUGAGGCUCUCACCACUCAAGUGGAUAACCUUGUGUUACCUUUACUUUUUUAUGCUUUACUUUAAUCAUGCCGAUGCAAAGCGCAGCCGCCAAUUGUCAAUAAAGUCUCACUCAAAAGUGAUAUCAAA